Molecule: messenger RNA, 1454 nt
Organism: Megalobrama amblycephala (Wuchang bream)
Lineage: Eukaryota; Metazoa; Chordata; Actinopteri; Cypriniformes; Xenocyprididae
Product: zona pellucida sperm-binding protein 3-like
Exons: 7
Coding region: 42-1433 (463 amino acids)
Biological process (GO): binding of sperm to zona pellucida; positive regulation of acrosome reaction; egg coat formation
Cellular component (GO): extracellular matrix
Molecular function (GO): acrosin binding
Source: RefSeq, a predicted model, not a curated record
GGCCAAGCCAAACGCUGGUGUGUGUUGUGGCAUUUGUGUUAAUGUUUGUUAGAAUGGAGUUUCUGCAAGGUGUGUUAGUGGUGGUUGUGCUUGUUGCAUUUGAUCUGCCUGAUGCAUGGGGAAGUUUGAGGUACAGUCAAAGUCCAAGAAGCAUGAGGCCAAAAUCAGAUCCAGCUUCCAGAAAUCCUGCCCUUUCUCCUCUAGAGCUCUGGAACCCUUUGCAAGUGGUUUCUCAGUUUCAGAGUCCUCUGAGUUCUGUCUCCAGAAACCUUGCACAGGAUCCUUUUGGCCUUCAAGAGAAGCAGCUGUUGCAAGGUCCAGUGAAACCUUUGGAUUGGAGGUAUCCUGUUGUUCCUGAGGUGCAGAGAGAGUUGGCGGUGGACUUUCAGUUGAGGCAACCUGUGACUCCCAGCAGUGUAGCUGUUCAAUGCAGUGAGAACCGGGUUCUUGUAGAGGUCCAGCAGGACUUGUUCAGCAAUGGUCAGUUGAUCCAGCCAACUGGUCUGUCUCUAGGUGGAUGUCCUGUUGUUGGUCAGGACACUGAGUCUAGGGUGCUCAUCUUUGAGUAUGAACUACAGGACUGCAACAGCGUGCAGAUGAUGAAUGAGGAUGAGCUUGUCUACACCUUCUCGCUUACCUACACCCCUGAGGCACUUGCUGGUACUCCAAUUACCCGGGCUGAUGGUGCAGUUGUUGGCAUUCAAUGCCAUUAUCAAAGGCUUCACAAUGUAAGCAGUAAUGCCUUGAGGCCAACAUGGAUCCCUUAUGCCUCAACGGAGGUUGGUGAAGAAGUCUUGCUGUUCUCCCUGAAGCUCAUGAUGGAUGAUUGGUCCUAUCAGAGGCCUUCAAACUCUUACUUUCUGGGUGGCGUUAUUAAUGUUGAGGCGUCUGUGAAGGUGUACAAUCAUGUGCCUCUGCGUGUGUUUGUGGACCGCUGUGUGGCCACUCAAGGACCAGAUGUGAACUCUCUUCCAAGAUAUUCCUUCAUUGAGAAUCAUGGGUGUUUUGUGGAUGCCAAGGCUACAGCUUCCAGCUCCCGCUUCAUGCCUCGGUCCCAGGAGGACAAGAUCCAGUUCCAGCUGGAGGCGUUCAUGUUCCAGGAGAGCUCCAGUCCUUAUGUAUGUACUAAGAAUAUCAUGAGUGAGUUUAACUACCAAUCUGUGUAUGUGACUUGUCAUCCCUUGCAGAUCUAUAUAACAUGUAUUCUGAAGGCAACUAUUGCUUCUGUACCAAGUGAUGCUCAGCGCAAAUCCUGUUCCUUCGCUAAUGGGUGGUUUGCUGCUGAUGGAAACCACCAAGUUUGUGGUUGCUGUGACUCAACAUGUGGUCCUGAUGGUGGAUUUGCUGCUUCUCCCUUUGGAGGCCUUCAGUGGGAAGGCAAGGCUUCGCUUGGUCCUGUAAUGGUUCAAGAGCGAAAGACUGUUUCUCAAUAAAACUCAAAAUCAAUCCUUGCA